Molecule: messenger RNA, 2480 nt
Organism: Cuscuta epithymum
Lineage: Eukaryota; Viridiplantae; Streptophyta; Magnoliopsida; Solanales; Convolvulaceae
Source: the annotation of a GenBank genome assembly
AAAAUAAUCCGGCAAUACACAAUUCAAUAACUCUAUUUGUGUAUGAGCAAAAGCUGAGAACCAAGCCACCCGGCUUGCUAAAGAUGUGUGCUUGAUUCACGAAUUACUGCGUGGACUUGGAAAUGAUCUUAUGUCGAAUAGAACUGUAGAAGUCCCUUCCAAGUUCCAAACUUCCAAUAUUAUGUAAAAAGCCGCAGCUUAUGCUGUCUCAUUCGGCAGCAAAGAAUUGUCAUUUGGUCAUCCAGAAAAUCACUAAACACACAUUCGCUGCAAGAGAGCACAGUCGUCACUAUAAACCAUCCUCAAGUCGACGAUAUGGUACGGAACUUGAUCUUUUCCGUUCUUCCAAGCAGCUAAGUGAUCACAUGAAAAUGGGAAGGAUUCAAAACGCGCAGAAGCUGUUUGACGAAAUGACUGUUACGAACAUUGUGGUUUGGUCAAUAAUGGUCCACGGGUACUCAAAGAAUGGGUUCUAUGGUAAAGCCUUGAAAUGUUUUAGUACAAUGAGGCAUUCCGAUCUGGUCCCCAAUUCUUUUACCUUUGUGGGAGUUCUUGUAGGCGUCUCUGGGCUUGAAGACAUUGCACUUUGUCAAGUUGUUCACGGGCUUAUAGUGAAGACUGGGUGGGAGAUUAACUCUGUUGUGGUCACUGCACUACUUAAUACUUACUCAAGGUGUUGGUCCAUAGGAGAUUCUUACAAGGUUUUCAAAACCAUAAAGCCCGAAAGCCAAGUUCCGUGGAAUGCAAUGAUGAGCGCAUUUGUGUAUAAUCAGCUUUUCGAAGAAGUAUUGCUCUUGUUUAAUAGUUUCAGGGAGUCUGGUUUUGUUCCUAAUGCCGUGACAGUAAUGACUCUGAGCCAAGUUUGUGUUGCCAAGAAAUGUCAGCAUCUUUGUGAAUCAGUUCAUAGUUUUUGUAUUAAAUUUUGCCUCUUAUCUGAUAUGGAGGUCAGCAAUGCAAUGCUUUCCAUGUAUUCAAAUUUGACUGACUUAAAUGCUGCCAGGCUAGUCUUCAAAUCAAUGGAAGAUAAAGAUGUUAUUACCUGGUCAACAAUGAUGGGGCUUUUGGUCCAACUAGAAUAUACCUCGGAUGCUAUAAAUCUUUUCUUACAAAUGAGAGAUUUUGGAACCAGUUAUGAUGGAGGUGUCCUAGUGAAUCUCAUUUCAGCUUGUGGACUCAUGGGAAAUUUGAAAAUGGGAAAAUCUCUUCAUUCUCAGACAAUCAUUAAUGGUUAUGUAUCAGACAUACAACUGACUAAUUCCAUGAUAUCAAUGUAUGCAAGAUGUGCAGACCUUGAUUCUUGUACAUUACUUUUUGACCAAACAACUGUGAAGAAUGUCGUUUCAUGGACAAGUAUGAUUUAUGGGCUUCUGAUCAAUAGAAGGCCUAGGGAAGCACUUGACUUGUUCAUUGGUGCAAGAAAAAAAGAAAACUUAUAUGCCGAUAAGAUACUUUUGGUAAAUGCAUUAGCUGCAGCAGGUGAAUUAGGUGCAUUAGACUUCUGCAUGCAGCUCCACUGCUAUGCUUUCCAAUCUGGAUUUACACUCUACAGAUGUGUGCAAAAUUGUCUCAUAUCAGUUUACUCAAAGUGUGGUGAUGUGGAACUUGCCCGGAGUGUUUUUAUGCAUAUGACCUCUCUUUGUGAUAUUAUUUCUUGGAAUGCAAUGAUUUACGGGUAUGGGAUCAAUGGCCAUGGAAAGACUGCUCUAUCACUCUUUAUUGAGUUCACGAAUUUGGGAGGAAUCCCUGAUUCCGCCACUUACCUAUGUGUUAUGAGUGCUUGUAGCCGUGCAGACAUGAUAAACGAGGGUUUGAUUAUUUUCAGUAAGAUGCUUGAGGAAGAAAAUUUAAGAGUUUCUGAGGAGCACUAUGGAUGUCUUGUUGAUUUGCUGUCUCGAGCCGGUUACUUGUCUGAUGCCAGUGAGUUAAUGGACGGAAGAGAUCGAAAUGCUUGGAAGGCUUUGUUAAAUGGGUGUAUGCUUCAUGAUGAUAUGAAAUUGGCCGAGGUUGCUGCAAGAAGGUUGGAUAGAUUGGGCGAGUCAGACCGUGGAGAGGAUAUGGUUAUCCUGUCAAAUCUUUAUAAAUCUGUUGGGCGCUUUCAAGAUGCUGAAGCCUUGAGGUUGAAUAUGGCGGGAAAGAAGUCGAUGAAAGAACCCGGGUUAAGCUUUCUUAUUGGUGGUAAUCGGUAAUCUAUAUACUCAUGGCUGAAAUUUAUGUUAGUUCAACCCCAUGGGCAGAUUCAGAAACUAAGGGAGUGUUUUCCUUUGCUUAAAAAAAGUGCUUUAGAGCUUUUAGAUUAAAAAAAGCCAAAAAAGGUGUUUAGUAAUCCUAACUUUUGCUUAAAAAAAAUGCUUUAAAGUCAAAAUCUAAAAGCUAGAGCAUACCAACUUCUAAUAGCUUCUAGGUAAACUUGUAAUUACCUCCAACUUUAUGACUAAUAAUAAUGGCAAAAAAAUCCCCUAACCCCCCCAACUUUAUUCGUA